UAGGUGCAUCCUUUUGUGAAACAGACUUAUUCAAUAGAUAAUGCUCAUUUGAGUUCGACCAGGCGCUGGGGGAUACUCAUAUCCGCUGUACAUCAUUGAGUGAUAGCACUUAGAAACCAGUGGGUGUCUUCAAGUUAGUGUGAAGUGACAGAUAUGUUCCGACCUCGAUCGUCAAAGGCAAGUGUAUCUUUGUACGUGUCGCUAGGCGUAACACAGAAGGCAAGCCAAGAUGACAUAGAAAGGGCAUACAUAUUGCUUCACAAGAAAUACAAACAGGAUGUAAAUGAAGGAAAGACAGGAUCUAAAAGAAAGUUGAAGCAGGUUGAGAAGGCUUAUGGCAUUCUGGGCGAUCCGUCGAAGCGAGCGAUUUACGACAAACAUGGAACGGUGCAAUGGUGGGCAAAGAUUCGGCAUAAAUUCUCCCCAGAAUCUCUCGAUAAACGUAGCCCAGCCGUAAAAGGUCUAUUUACAUUCUGCUUCACAGCAACUUGCUGUUGCUUCUGCUACUGUUGCCACCACUGCUGCAACACGUGCACACCACAGACAUGCGAGCACGACGACGACGAGAUCUACAUCCGGGAAAACUUUGGAGAUUACCUCAGGGAAGGCAACUACACCCCAUCCCCUUUCAAUCGAAGACACCAGAAGGAAGACCUGAGGCAAGCAGCGCGAAGGAGACGAAGGGACAUGUACAUGAAGAAGGGUCGGGCAAAGUCCAAAGGCGUCUGUCAGCAGAAGGAUGGGGGAGAACCAGAGGGCACACAGGACCUUGACAAGACCCAAGGUAAAGAGUAUCAACUGAAGAGGAUCAGCAAGAAGUCGUUGAUCAGUAAGGACAGUGGAUGCGACGUAGGAUCGGACAACAAUGGAUAUGUCUAUGAUCUGGAUGAGGGGAGCAUCCGUGACAGUGAAGGUUUCGAUGAGGAAAUUAGAUUGGACCAGGCUUCUGUGGAUGUCCACUGCAAAGAGGAUCAAGGCCAUCAAGGAAACUCUCCCAGUUUAAAUCCUAUAGAAUGUUCCGUUAAGUCUAUUGAGUGUACUUUGUCUGAUAUACAAUACAAAGAAGACCGAGAAAGCUCUGUCAGUGAACAGAGUGACAAGGACAAAGACACCUUGAACCACAUGCACCAAGAAACACCUCCAAAGUCAGAUACUGUGAAUGUUCUUAACGAGAUAAACCUUGGACAUUGUUCAGUGGAUGUCCACAACAAAGAAGACAACUCAGUUGAUGAACACAUUAACCAGGACCAAGAUAAUAACUUGGACCACCUUCGGAACUCACCUGCAUCAGAUACUUUGGAUGAUCUCAAAUUAACCAACCUUGAACCUUCAUCAGUGGAUAAACAAAGCAUUGAAGAUCAAGGCUACUCAGCAGAUGGAGACACCUUGAACCAACAAGGGAACUUAUUAGUUUCAGAUACCGUUCCUAGUCCCAAUGAGAUUAGCCAUGGACAUUCUUCUUUGGACGUCCAGAGCAUAGAUUGUCAAGACAGCUCAGAGGAUGAUCAGUCCGUAAAAAGCGAAAAAGAUCAAGAAAUCUUGGACCAAUCAGGGAAAGCUUGUGAUUCAGAAACUUCAAGCAGUCCUGACGAGGUUGACCUAUAAUAAUCAUGAAAUUAACAAAUCAUCUCAGUACUGUAUACAUCUUCGUGAUUAUCUAGUGGUUGUGUUCCUGCAAUGUUGAUCAUGAGGUCCUUGGUUCAAAUCUUGCAUAAGCUUAAGUAGUGUCAUUUAUCGAGGCAUUAACCUUUGAUUGCUUCUUUCCACACAAGAGCACUACUUCUCUUUGAAAAUAAUGGGGAAGGUGGGAGGGGUGUCUCUUAAUAUGACUUUUAUUACUAUCCAUAAUUUAUUGUAUCAUUCCAAACGAUGAAAUAAUGAUGUGGCCAAUUAGAAAAUUCAAAAGGUUCAAAGGUUUUCUAGGCCCUAGGAAGUUUUUCAAUCUUUAGUCUGUGUAGACCCUCUGGCAAAAUAUCCUAUGUUAGAUUCUUAUUUAUGUUUAUUUAAAACAUUGGCUGUAUUUUGUUCAGAAAAUUAACUUGAUUAAUGUCACCAGCUGUGUACUAUAACAAAGGUGCAAUUAUCAUUUUUACAUGUGUCAUAUAUUUUUUAUUUGUGUCUGAAGCCCACCUCUUUAAGUUUUGUGUGCUCCGAUAUAUGAGGAAGUAAAAUAAACCAGGAAAACAUGCAAGUUAUUCUGUACUUAAGACUUACAUCAGCUGGAAUUUCACGUACUGAAAUCAAGUUUAUGCGAUAUGCAAACUGAAAUGUCAAAGUACUGUUUAAAAAGGCUUGAGUGGCCACAAUUAAAAUUGUAGGACAAUUUCAUCAAAUUUCAUUUGAACAUGUCAUAGUAUAAAUCGGUAAAUAAUUUCAGAA
Molecule: messenger RNA, 2379 nt
Organism: Lytechinus variegatus (green sea urchin)
Lineage: Eukaryota; Metazoa; Echinodermata; Echinoidea; Temnopleuroida; Toxopneustidae
Exons: 5
Coding region: 154-1605 (483 amino acids)
Source: RefSeq, a predicted model, not a curated record